Messenger RNA from Drosophila eugracilis, 2457 nucleotides. It is a transcript of the gene ref(2)P, whose product is annotated as protein ref(2)P. Gene Ontology annotation, biological process: mitophagy; aggrephagy; endosome organization. NCBI's taxonomy places the organism in Eukaryota, Metazoa, Arthropoda, Insecta, Diptera, Drosophilidae. Gene Ontology annotation, cellular component: aggresome; amphisome. Gene Ontology annotation, molecular function: protein kinase C binding; K63-linked polyubiquitin modification-dependent protein binding; zinc ion binding. The record is from RefSeq and is a predicted model, not a curated record.
CCAGCUUUGGCAUUACUAUACAAAAUUUCGGGACAGAUCAACCCAGUGGGCCUAGCAAAUAGGACCGUGAUUUGCAAUAAUUCAGAGUCAGUCCGUUCAAGAACCUUCCAGUAACUAGUUCGAACAGCAUAUAAACUUGCUGUCGCUGCAGCCGUGUUUGUAUACAGAACCGAACACCCGACGAACUACGACGCAGUAGUCGAGAGCUCCAAAUUUUUAUAAACUAUCACAAAAAUUCGCAGCAACAAGUUAAACGAGAAAUAUAACGCGUUAGUGAAACGAAAUAUAUUAAAGAAAAAUCGACAGAAACUAUUGAAGAUAUUGCGAAAAUGCCGGAAAAGCUCUUGAAAAUCACCUAUCAGGGAGCCGCUAUCACUGGUCCUCCGAAGAAAAUUAAUGCAUACUUGCGUAUGCCCUCUCAGAAUUACACCAUACUGCGCCGCGAAAUAGAGCUCUAUCUUUUCCAAGAACGUCAGUUGCCAAGAUGCGAUAUUAGGACCUUCUGGAUUGAUAACGAUCAGGAUGAAAUCGAAAUUGUCAACCAAAAUGACUAUGAGAUUUUCCUGGCCAAAUGCGAGAACAAUAUGCAUGUACAGGUGGCGCCUUUAAUGCCCGUUGAAGAGGAGCCGAAUGCCACCAAGCAGGAAAGCAAUUCUUCGGCUCCGUCCGUCGAUGAUCCGAGUAAUUUUACUAUCCAUGACUCCGUCGAGUGCGAUGGCUGCGGAUUGGCUCCGUUGAUUGGAUUUCGCUACAAGUGCAUCCAAUGCAGCAACUUUGAUCUUUGCCAGAAAUGCGAGGCGGCCCACAAGCAUCCUGAGCACUUGAUGAUUCGCAUGCCGACGAACAAUGGUCCCAGUACAAUCGAUGCCUGGAUAACCGGGUCGAAUCCGUUGGGUCGACGCUGUAGUCGCCGUUCCAGAGGUCAUUGUGUAUUCCAGGAGGCAGCCCAGGCAACACCAACUGGUGAGUCCUCCAAAGACAGUCGUCGAGAACGUCGUCACCACCGUCGCCAUGGUGGUGUCUUGUCUCAAUUUAUGGAGAUGAUGACUAACUUACCGCUAAACGAAACUGCGGCCACUGCACAGGCAAAACCAGCUGUACCGGAAAAGCCCAAGGCUCCAGAACCAUCACCAAGUGCUCCCCAAGCUGAGCCAACUGUAACUGCUCAAAAGUCAGCCGAAACCGAGGCCAAACCAACUGAGCCGAAGAAGAACACCGCUCCAACUGAUCCCUCCUCCGAGGACCCAGUGACUACUCCACGCUCCACAGAGCCAACUACUCCAGUGAUCAAUCUAGAGAACCUGUCGCAGAUCGUGCCACCCGAGUACAUGCGCGCUGGUAUCGAAAUCCUAAACAAUUUCAGCGAAAUGUUUGCCAAGAUGAUCGAUCCCACAGAGGCAGGUGAUUCGGGAAUAUUUGCUCCCUCAAUGACUCCUAAUACUGAGACCAAGCAACCGGAGGAGAAGGCUCAAUCACCAUCAACUUCGGCCAGUCAGUCGGCUGCUCCCUCGGCUGCUUCAUCAGCUGCUCCAUCAGUUGCUCCCUCAGCUGCCCCAUCAGGUGCUCCCUCAGCUGCUGCCUCAGCUGCUCCCUCAGCUGCUCCCUCAGCUGCUGCCUCAGCUGCUCCCUCUGCUAAUCCAUCUAUUUCUGGAUCCAUUUCUGAUGCUCCUCUUGAGACAGAGCCAUUAAUUCCCAAGCCAGCUGAGGCUGAAUCAGUUUCGGUUUCGACCAGCAAGCCGGAGGAAGAAAGGCGCCAUUCAGACAGCUUGGACCCGGACUGGCAGGUUAUCGACAAUGCUUACUCUGCAAACAACAGCAACUUGAUCAAUCUGGACACAACCAAUCCCACAGCUGCUCCACAGCAGCCGGUGCGUGACUUUGGUCAACUGGGCGAACUUCUGCGUCAGCACAUUAAUGAGGAGGCUCGUGUGGAGCAAGCAACAGCCAACACCCAGACUUCUCAAGUAGAUACGGUGAGUACGUCGACUUCGACCACAUCGGUGUCCACCAAUAGCGUCGGCACUUCUCCAGCAGCUCCCGAGGGAAAGCGCGGCAUCCCCGUCUACCAUACUGAUGAACGCAUCAAUCAAUCAAUCCAUGCCAUGAUGGCAAUGGGUUUCAGCAACGAGGGCGCCUGGCUCACCCAGCUUCUGGAGUCGGUUCAAGGCAAUAUUCCAGCCGCAUUGGACAUCAUGCAUGUCUCGCAGAACCGCAACUAAAUAUGCAUAUUCAAUAUCCAUAUAUCUAUUAUGUAUCUUCAAUAUUUAUAGGACCCAAAGAAAAAGGGAUUUUAUUUUAUCGUAUCUGUUUACUAAGUAGCUUUAGUUUUUUGUCUAUGGUGCUUGAUAAUAAUCGUACCAAAAAAAAAAAGUGAAAAUGUGUGUAUUUUAUGUUUUAAAUAAUCAACAAAAUAUCAUAUGUAUGUGAAAUUACAAUAAAGGCACAAAGUCAAAAUGA